AAAUAAGUUUUGCUCACAAAGAUAUUGUAUCAUCUUGGGGCAACGAUGCAUUUGUAGUACAUUAGUUAUUUUGACACUAAAGUAAAAUAUUGGCAGUUAAGUCCGUAGAAUACUAUUUGAAAAAUUUUUAGCCCUGCCUCGAGUUUACCCUCGGCUUGACAUGUAUUAAGGUGGAGCUUGAGUUCUUUCAAAUAUUCCCGCCAUUGUAUAAAACAAGUGAAAUUACCGUUUACAUUUAACCUUUUAAAGGUAGGUAAUAAUGUAUCUAUAUUAUUGCUUUAUAUGUAUUUAAGGAUCUUUAUUUUGAAAAUGGCUUUAAUUAUUAAAAUAUUACAUUAUUUAUCAAUACUUAUUGCAGGAGGAUUCAUAAUUUAAUGUUGGCGGCCCUGAACUGCAUAGUUGUAUGCUAAAUGGCAGUCUACAGUGCAGUGAAGUUGUGAUUUAAAAUUUUAUUUCUUUCCCAAGAUUUUUACAACAGUAUUUUUAUAAUUCGUGAAGAUUUUAAAGUAAAAUGUUGCACAUUUCCUUUCAACAUUACUCAGACCUUCUUCAAAAUUGGGAUCACAAGGUGUAACCUUCUGCAUGCCUACUCAUGGUACAGACAAUAGCAGUUGAUUUGAAAAAAAGUCAUAUUAUUGGUGAUCUGCAGUCUCCCAAAAUGAAUUUCACAAUAGAAAUGGCAUUGAACGACCAAGGAAGGAAGGGAAAUGGUCUGCUAUCAAUUCUUCGUAAGCUGAAAUCUCAGCCAGACAAAGAACUGCGGCUGUUGUUGCUAGGUCUGGAUAAUGCUGGGAAAACUACACUGUUGAAGAAACUAGCUUCAGAAGAUAUCACCCAUAUCACACCAACACAAGGUUUUAAUAUAAAAUCUGUACAGUCUGAAGGCUUUAAGUUAAAUGUGUGGGACAUUGGUGGCCAAAGAAAAAUACGACCAUAUUGGAGGAAUUAUUUCGAAAAUACAGAUGUCCUUAUAUAUGUGAUUGACAGUGCUGAUCGUAAGCGUCUAGAAGAAACAGGUCAUGAACUAGAAGAGUUGUUGAUGGAGGACAAGUUAGCUAACGUCCCACUGUUAGUUUAUGCAAACAAACAAGACCUAUUGCAUGCAGCGCCGGCGUCAGAUAUUGCCGAGGGACUCGGACUCCAUACUAUUAAGGAUCGUCCAUGGCAGAUACAGGCAUGUUCUGCAACUGCAGGUGAAGGAGUUAAGGAUGGUAUGGAAUGGGUGUGUAAAAACAUUAAGAAGAAAUAGUCUUAUCUUCAAGAGGAGCAAAGUAUGUAUGUGUGGUAAAGGAUUAUUCUGUUCAUGGUAAUGAACAUCUAAGUAAAAUAUAAAGUAAUUUGCAUAUCAGAGUUUUAAGAAUCGGGUUGUUACAAAAUUAUUUUCUGGUAAUUUAUGUAUGUGGAUGCACCAAGUGCUGAAUUGUGAUUUGCACUGUAGAACUUUUUUUUUUCAUUUCAAAUUUUGCGAGCAGUCGAUUAGUAAUUCUUGAUCUCGGUGUCCACUUUAAGGACGUUGUCGUGCGUGCAAUUCGAGUUUUUAAUUUUUUCUGUGAACAUUUUUCUAGUCCGAUGCUAUUUUUCCCAUCUUUUAUCAGUAGCUACCUGAUAAAGUGAUCUCAUUUUUGGUGCUUAUUGCCAACGGUUGUUACGGUCUAGUCAUCCGUCCAUGACACGGCGAUGUCAGAUGUAUAUGUGUGUGAUUCGUUCCCAAUGAAGUAGUUUUUGGUGAAAUUUCACACCACAUUUCAGUAGGACUAAUAGAAUCUUGUUAAUUAGAAAGAAAGGCUGGAAUAUUCCUCAAAAAGAAACAUUUACAGGGAAGCAGUAGACCAAAGCUGUAUAUCUGCAUAGUUUAUAAUAGUGUUUGCCAUAAGUCGUGAGAAACGUCAAUCCGAGAUAUGAGUAUCUGCCGUGAGAAAAGUUUAAGCGGAUGUCUUUUUGAUACGCUGUAAAACCCCAACAUUGAAGGGUACGCUGUGAGAAAUAUGAUCAUAAAAUGGUAAAUAUACUUUUAAGGUAAGAUAGGCAUAGUAUCUUGAUUUCUAUGUAAUUUUCCUAAAAAAAACAGUACAACUUCUUACUGUAUGUUAUCGUAGACUUACGAAAACAUAAUCAAAUUUUAUUAAACAUUUGUAUUAAAAACUUUUGGAUUGUUCUCA
Zootermopsis nevadensis is the source of this 2159-nucleotide messenger RNA. RefSeq names its product ADP-ribosylation factor-like protein 3. The record is from RefSeq and is a predicted model, not a curated record. Lineage: Eukaryota; Metazoa; Arthropoda; Insecta; Blattodea; Termopsidae. Gene Ontology annotation, molecular function: GTPase activity; GTP binding.